AUGGUACAAGCUGCUCGCGAUUUCGUGUACAAGUCUGGGUACGCAGUCGAUGGAACCACUGUGGGAAAUCUUCUCUCCAGUGAGUCUUGGGUCCCAACUAUAAAUGUCUUUGCACAAAAGCUUGGUCCUUUUGGGUUUGACCCGUUUGGUAUGCUAGUUGUUGAUUUUAUGCACAAGGUCGAGUUGGGGACCUGGAAGGGUCUCUUUACCCAUUUAGUUCGCCUUCUAUAUGCCCUUCCAAAAGGCGCCGAAGCUAUAACUAGGCUUAACAAAAGACAGAUGCGGGAGUUAGAGAAGGAAUCAGUGUUGGCUCCAGUUGGCACUGAAAAACUUCUGCCUCCAGACCCACACCUUCAUCACCAACUAUCUCACCACCGCAAUUCUCCUGUGCAUAUACACAAACUACUUCAGGACAACAAAGAUGAUCCAGUGUUUAAGCAAUUCAUCCCCAAACUCAAGGAUCACGUAUUGCGUUGCUUAUGGGCGCAAGAUAGUGAUGGCCCCGCUGAAUUUUCUAGUGACGACAGAAACAACAUUGUCAUAUGUGACUGUAUUUUGUUCUCUGUCAAUACACUACGUGUCAACUAUACCUCAUAUGAUCUACAAUGCGAGCAAGAUCUGAUUAACCCCCACAACCACGCUGAUAUCAUGCUAUUGUCGGGUGAUUCCAGAUCCUGUUCGACCCAUCCCUACUGGUAUGCUCGAGUGCGGCACAUAUUCCAUGUCAAUGUACUCGACCUACGAUCGGGUGGAGUGAAUGCACAGAAAACUCAAAUGGAGAUCUUAUUUGUCAGAUGGUUUGAUCCAGUUCAACACCACCAUUCUGGGAUUAAAGCAGCUCGUCUCCCCAAAGUUGCCUUUGUACCCGAGAUUGAUGACUCUGUGUUCGGCUUUGUUGAUCCUGCCUCAGUGGUUCGUGGGAUACACCUGAUCCCAGCAUUUGCAGAUGGAAGGGUCCAGUCUACACUGCAGCAAAAGUCUGCAGGAUGCAUAUGGAGAGAGGAUGACGAAUGGACCUCAUAUUAUGUUAACAUUUUCGUUGAUCAUGAUAUGUUCGUUCGUUUUACUAGCACUGGUGUUGGUCACGGACCUUGGAGAGUCGAGCAGAAUGAGAUAGUUAGCAGGGAAGAUGAGGAGAACAAAGUGAGAGAGGACGGUGGUGAUGAGGGUGAGGAGAGUAAUGACGAUGAGGAGACUGAUAAUGAGGAGGAGACUGACGAGGGGGAGGAGACUGAAAAGGAGGAGGAGACUGACAAGGAGGAGGAUAGUGAGGAGGAUAGCGAGGAGGAGGAGGAUCACAUGGAGGGUCUUACUGACAAGGAUACUGACGAGGAUGUGAAUUUUUGA
This is a messenger RNA of Suillus discolor, 1347 nucleotides long. RefSeq lists its product as uncharacterized. The record is from RefSeq and is a predicted model, not a curated record. Lineage: Eukaryota; Fungi; Basidiomycota; Agaricomycetes; Boletales; Suillaceae. The transcript has 5 exons. The coding region runs from base 1 to 1347 and encodes 448 amino acids.